This is a messenger RNA of Nomascus leucogenys (northern white-cheeked gibbon), 4524 nucleotides long. RefSeq names its product ankyrin repeat domain 13D (gene ANKRD13D). Bases 2550 to 4493 code for a protein of 647 amino acids. Lineage: Eukaryota; Metazoa; Chordata; Mammalia; Primates; Hylobatidae. The record is from RefSeq and is a predicted model, not a curated record. The transcript has 15 exons. Gene Ontology annotation, molecular function: protein binding. Gene Ontology annotation, cellular component: cytoplasm.
CACAGCAGGCACCAAGCUGAGGCCCCUCCCCAGAAACAGUCACAAGGCACCUCUUCCCUCUAGGUCACACCGCAGCCUCUGGGCCCUUGGCUAUCUCUGGCUUCAGCCUCCUCUCUGGCCUCACUGCACAGCCCUAAUAGGUGUCCCUGAAGCCUGAGGGGAACCCCAGCACUAGGCCUCUCCUCUACCCAGAGGCUUCUGGUCAACUUCCCUUUCCCCACGUCCCUGCCCUAGCCCCUGGGGUGACUAAACUGGGAGAUAGAUACGUGUUGCUGCCCACUCCACACAGGGCUUUGCUGGGCAUGGCUGGGGCCCAUGGCCAAAGCACAGCAUGCCAGGCAGAGAAGGGAGGCAGGCAGCUGGGCAGGGUACUCAGGGCUGAAUACCAGAGUCAGGGGCAAUGGCCUUUGAGCCAGGCCUCCAGCAUUGGUGUGGGAAGGAGAGAGGACAUUUCUGAGGCAGGGAAGAGCCAGGCACUCAUGAAUGGCCCAGGCUGGCUGGAGGACUAUGGGAAGGAGCCAUGCCUGGAGGCACUGAAUGCCAGGCUUAACCUAGCCCGGAGCCAGGUGUGUGCUCGGGGACUGCAGAAUGAAGAUACAAACGACAUGAAGUCCAGACCUGCCAUGCUCAGGGAGCCCUUGAAGGUGCAGAACAGGGCUGAGGAUGGUGAGAGCUGGCUCUAAAGUGAUUGCCUGGUUACUGAGUGCAGGAUGUGGGGAGGGAGGUGAAGGACAGGAGACAGGGAGACAAACCGCCGCAGUGGGAGAUGAAGAGAUGAAAAGAGGCCAGACGGGAAGAACGUGGUCCAGCAGAAACACGCUGGACUUGGGGCUGAGCGAUGCAGGAGUCUGGGGAAGAGGGUAGGUGUGGUUGGGUUGGCUUCGGACAUACUGAUGGGAUAGCAUGGGACCCCUGGGCACAGAGAUGUCCAGGAGUAAGCUGAAAUGUGGACCUGGGGGUGGCAUCAGGGUGACAAUGGGAACGGACAGGCUCUCUCCCAGGGACGUGGGGGUCAGGGAGAGAGAAGAGGCCGUGGAAGAGGGUUGAGAAGGCACUGUCAUGGAAUUAAGGGCCAGUGGGGAGCCAUGUUCAAGAUGGCAGAAAUCAGGAGAGGCCGGAACCAAGAAAGUCCGGUCGGGGUUGAGUUUGGAGAGGGCUCAGGGAAGGGAUGGCCUCUGAGAAAAGUGGCCAGGGAGGGCUGCAGCAGUGGUGAGCAAGUGAGCUCUGGGCACUCAGAAGCUUUCCGGCUGCUAUCAACCCCAGGACCUCACAGAUGACACCAUAGCGUGGGGUGGCAAAGUGAUCCCAGAUGGCACAGGCGCCAUGUGACUACAGGGAGAAGGCAGGGUAAAAAUGGCAAUCAGGCCUUCCAGCCCAGAGUCUCAGAACUGAGGACACCCUACAGCAGGAAGUGAUGCUCAAGCUAGCUGGCCCUCCUCAAUCAUGUUCCACGUAGGGAAACGGAGAGUACAGGGUCAGUCAGCCUUGGCCACCUAGCAAAAGCAGGGCCCGAGACCCCAGGCUGGGCCUCCAGUAAUCAAGGGCCGGAACUGAGCUGACGGAGGCCUGCACCCUAGUUCCGGUGUGGGUGGAGGGGCCGGCCCUGAUUUCGAAACUCGCCUUCCUCUCCUGACGCUGGCAGCCAAGCGCAGCCUCUGCAAAAGGGACUCGUGCGGCGGGCGAAGGUAGCCGUUCGCCGCGGGCGGUCCUCCGCCGGGCGACUCUGCAGUUGCCUGGGCCUGCGCCACUCUCUCCCCGAACUCCUAUCCCUGACUUCAGGGCCCCAGGGGCCGCCUUCCCGCAUCGCUGGGCCUGCAGACACCGGCCAGGUCCCAGGGGAAGGUGCUUCCCGCUCAGCCGGCGAGCACUUAGUGGCGUCUGCUCGUUGCUCGUCUCCAGGCCAGGUGCUCGGUGAUGCGAGGGGAGCCGGGGCGCCCCACUUCACCCGCACCCCUCAGCAGAGUCGGUGACCGCGGGACCUGGGGUAGGAAGACCGGGGUGAGCGAGGGGAUCUGCGAGGGAAACGCAGGUAUCACGGCUGCAGCAGGACCGCGGCACGCCGCGCACGCGCGUGCACGACCCAGGGGCCCAGUGCCCGCCCAGUGCCCUUCUCUUUCCGGACCCGGCUCCGGGGAUCUGCGCAGGGCUCGGGGCGCCUCCUGCGGGCCGCGGGCGGAGCUGUAACCGGGCACCGCCCUCCAGGCCGCCCCAGCGGACCCGGGCCCGACCGAGGUCGGGGCGCAGACCCAAGGCCCGGGAUCUCCUCGGGCGCCCGCGGUUGCUCUGCCGCGCGCUGGCCUGGCCGCGGUUGCCAUGGUUGCGGGGGAACGGGGGCGCACGAGAAGCCCCGCCCCGGCCCGGCGCAGCCCCGCCCGCUCCGCCGCCCGCCCCGCCCUCCUUGCCGCCCGCGCUGCCGCCGCCGCCGCCGCCGCCGCUACUGCUGCGGGGGCCGCGGGGGGCGCAGCUGGGGCGCGGCUCGGAGGGGAGGCUAGGGGGCCGUGCCAGGCCCGAAGCCGAGGCGGGGCCGGGAUGCGGCGCUGAGGCCCAGCAUGGCCAGCCCGGGCCCCACCUUCCCGCUGCACCGGCUCGUCUGGGCGAACCGGCAUCGCGAACUGGAGGCCGCACUGCACAGCCACCAGCACGACAUUGAACAGGAGGACCCCCGCGGGCGGACCCCACUGGAGCUGGCCGUGUCUCUGGGAAACCUGGAGUCCGUGAGAGUGCUCCUUCGACACAAUGCCAACGUGGGCAAAGAGAACCGCCAGGGCUGGGCAGUCCUGCAGGAGGCAGUCAGCACUGGAGACCCGGAGAUGGUGCAGCUGGUGCUCCAGUAUCGGGACUACCAGAGGGCCACGCAGAGGCUGGCAGGCAUUCCGGAACUGCUCAACAAACUUCGCCAGGCCCCUGAUUUCUACGUGGAGAUGAAGUGGGAGUUCACCAGCUGGGUGCCCCUUGUGUCCAAGAUGUGCCCAAGUGAUGUGUACCGCGUGUGGAAGCGGGGUGAGAGCUUGCGAGUAGACACCAGUCUCCUGGGCUUCGAGCACAUGACCUGGCAGCGGGGCCGGAGGAGCUUCAUCUUCAAGGGCCAGGAGGCAGGAGCCCUGGUGAUGGAGGUGGACCAUGACCGGCAGGUGGUGCAUGUGGAGACGCUGGGGCUCGCUCUGCAGGAGCCCGAAGCACUGCUGGCCGCCAUGCGGCCCAGCGAGGAGCAUGUGGCCAGUCGCCUCACCUCUCCUAUCGUCUCCACCCACCUGGACACUCGUAAUGUGGCCUUUGAGAGGAACAAAUGUGGUAUCUGGGGCUGGCGGUCUGAGAAGAUGGAAACUGUUAGCGGCUACGAGGCCAAGGUGUACAGUGCCACCAACGUGGAGCUGGUGACACGCACACGCACAGAGCACCUCUCUGAUCAGGACAAGUCGAGGAGCAAAGCGGGGAAGACUCCGUUCCAGUCCUUCCUGGGGAUGGCCCAGCAGCAUUCCUCCCACACCGGGGCCCCCGUGCAGCAGGCAGCCAGCCCCACCAACCCCACAGCCAUCUCCCCUGAGGAGUACUUCGACCCCAGCUUCAGCCUGGAGUCACGGAACAUAGGCCGCCCCAUCGAGAUGUCCAGCAAAGUACAGAGGUUCAAGGCAACAUUGUGGCUGAGUGAAGAGCACCCGCUCUCCCUGGGUGACCAGGUGACGCCCAUCAUCGACCUAAUGGCCAUCAGCAACGCUCACUUUGCCAAGCUGCGCGACUUCAUCACCCUGCGCCUUCCACCUGGCUUCCCCGUCAAAAUUGAGAUUCCCCUUUUCCACGUGCUGAAUGCCCGAAUCACCUUCAGCAACCUCUGUGGCUGUGACGAGCCCCUGAGCUCCGUGUGGGUGCCGGCCCCCAGCCCUGCUGUCACCGCGUCAGGGAACCCUUUCCCGUGCGAGGUGGAUCCCACCGUGUUUGAAGUGCCCGAGGGGUACAGUGUGCUGGGCACGGAGCGCAGCGAGCCCCUCCGAGACGAGGAUGAUGACCUCCUGCAGUUCGCCAUCCAGCAGAGCCUGCUUGAAGCGGGCACUGAGGCGGAGCAGGUGACCGUCUGGGAAGCCCUGACCAACACCCGGCCCGGUGCCCGUCCUCCUCCCCAGGCCACGGUUUAUGAGGAACAGCUUCAGCUGGAGCGGAAAGCCUGCGGCUGUCCACAGAGCCCAGGGGCCCAGGAUCCCCUCCCAGGACACCCCCAGCCCCCGGCCCACCCAGCUUUGAAGAGCAGCUGCGCCUGGCCCUGGAGUUGUCUUCACGGGAGCAGGAGGAGCGGGAGCGGCGCGGGCAGCAGGAGGAGGAGGACUUACAGCGGAUCCUGCGGCUGUCACUCACCGAGCACUGAGCCACAGCCCCGGGAGGGCUGGCCAGGCCACUCCCUGCCCGCUUUUGUAAUUUAUUUAUUUAUAAACUCUCUGCUGCUGAGCUUGGGGCCUGGAGCCCCAGGAAUGGGCAGGCAGGGGAGACUGAGAUGGAAAUAAAGAGACUGUGGCAGCAGGGCUGCUCUGCUCA